Molecule: messenger RNA, 18183 nt
Organism: Bactrocera latifrons
Lineage: Eukaryota; Metazoa; Arthropoda; Insecta; Diptera; Tephritidae
Gene: ft
Product: cadherin-related tumor suppressor
Biological process (GO): homophilic cell-cell adhesion
Cellular component (GO): plasma membrane; cell-cell junction
Molecular function (GO): calcium ion binding
Source: RefSeq, a predicted model, not a curated record
UAGCAGCGUUGCGCGGACGUUUCGUGUUUCGUCGAAUUUUUGGAUUUUGUGCGCACUGAGACGCGUUCGUGGAGUUUCUCAGUUUUUAAUUUUACAAAUGCAAAGUUGAAAUAAUUCUGUGAGGUUUUCUGAAGAAUCGGAAGAUACUAAAAGUGAGCGAGUAGUGCUAAAUCACUAAAAAUAUAUAUAAUUUUGAUAAUUUGAUAUUUUGUGUAAAAAUUGCCAACGGCAUUGUGCGGAAGUAGAUAUUUGCAAGCGCAUUGUGAAAUAUAUAUGUACAUGGUUGCAUACACGCCUAUGAUUUUGUGAAUUCCUUUUGCAAUUCUUUGAAAAAGUGCACGCGUCUACACACAUACAUACAUAUAUAGCAUGGAAAUAUAUAUCUAUUAAUUCAUGUUUCAAAUAAAAUGUGUGAACGUCAUGUGUUUGUUGCAUAUUCGUACGCCCUACGCAGCGACGCUGAAGUGUUGUAAGCGGCGCAGCGCUUAGAAGCAAAAUCUGAAAUAAUAUUGGUACACACAUAUAUGCUUAGAAAGCCAUGUCCAUAUGUGCUCGAUACAAUUAGAAAUUAGCAGCGCCGGAGUAGUGCUUUGAAUACCGUUGCGUUAGUGAAAUUAUGUUUGUUUCUAUGAAAGUGCCUUUGCAGUCAGCAAGUGUCAGUUGAAUAAAUAUUAAAAGAUUUCAAUAUUAAAAACGUUUUAUAAAACAACAAUAACAACAAAUUCCAACACAGCAACAACAACUUUGGUGAACGCUUGCAUUUUAAGGAUUACAAAUUGCCGCAACGUUGGUGCAACAUAAAUGAUUUUUUUAAUGACUUCUGUGUGAUUUCCGUCGAUUUGGCUGGCUUCCUGUCACCGCCAUUGCAGCGUUGCUCGCGUAAGUGCUAAGUGCAAAAAAGUGUACGUACCAACAACAACAAAGUAGCUGAAAAAAUACCUAAACCUACAACAAAACAAGAAAAUAAGUGAAAGAAAAAAGUGAAAAUCGCAUGGCGGCACUGAGGCUGACGGACGACGUCGUACCCUCAUCAUCAUAAAUUACCCAAAGUAUAUUUAUAAAAGUGGAAAAUAGUUGAAUAUCGUACACAAGUGUUUAGUUGUGAUUGUGUUUGCAUAAGCGUAUGUGUCUAUGUGUGUGUGGUUUGUGUGCAAUAGUGAAAAUGUCUGAGCGGCGGAGGGGAAUAAAAUGAAACCAAUCGCCAGAACUUAUCGCAUUGGGUACACUAAUGGCCUCGAGUUUGCGCAUUCCACAGCGAAUAGAAAUCGAGCAGCAGCAGCAGCAACAACAACACAGCGAGCAACACAUAAAGCAGCAACAGCGACUAAGUGUUUACAACAAAAGGCAAAAACGUGAGCGAAUUCCAGAAGGCGCAAACAAUAAGCAGCAGCGCACAGCAAAUAGCACAGCGUCACACGGGCGUAGCGUACUCAGCGAAGUCCGCAUACCACAUAGAUUACAACAAAUACAAAAACAAGUGCAAAAACAACAAAAACUAUUGCAAAAGCAACAUAGUGUAAUAAAGAACAGUUGAGGAGUGUAAAGGACCGCCAAUUGGCAGUCUUCAAAGGCGCAGCCACAUUAUGAUGUGCUGCAGCAACGCGAAAUAUUUGCCUGCAAACGUUGCGCACUACGCUGGACGGCGACGCGGACAAGCCGUCAAACUGGUCACGGCCACAGACGCAAAUGCGAGCGCAGCAGCACAGACGCGCACUUACAGCAUGACAAAUCAGCCAAAUUGUAACGAUAUCUUCAUUUCUGCGAUUGCCACAAAUGUCAGCCGUCCGGCCGUACACAGCAGGCGCACUGCUGGCGUUAGUUUCCCUUUUUCCACAACAGCAACACGUGCAACAAAGCGCACCGCGAAGCCGACGAGCGUAUUAACCGGCACCGUUGCUCUUACUGUUGCAGAAGUCAAUGCAACGCAGAAAUUUCAAAAAACACAAGAAGACUGCAAAAUUACGCCACAAACGCGCAUAGAGUCGGUACGAACGGCUGCUUAUGCGCCAGCAGCAACACGUCAGCGCCAACAUAAUUUAGUCUUAAGCAAAGUUGUGCCACUUAUUUGCCUGAUAUUUGCGCUGUGCGCUUGGCCAACGCCAUGCCAGAGCCAACGCCAGCCGCCAGGUGCAUAUGGUGCAGCGGUUGGUUUUGGUGCGAGCGCGUCCGGCCCCAUAGCACACUAUAGUGUGCUGGCGUUUCCACGUCGACGCUCCUCGGCGGGUGCUGACGGUGUUAGCGGACUGAUGCAGUCGCGUGCGGUGGAUACGAGCGCACAAUUCGAGGUGUUGGAGGGCCAACCGCGCGGCACAGUCGUCGGUUUCAUACCGACCAAACCCGAUUUCACUUACCGUUUCAAUGAACCGCCACGUGAAUUUACGCUCGAUCAGGUGACGGGCGAGAUAAAGACGAAUAUGGUGUUGGAUCGUGAGGGCAUGCGCGAUCGUUACGACUUGGUUGUGCUCUCCUCGCAACCCACAUAUCCAAUUGAGGUGCGUAUUGUUGUGCUGGACUUGAAUGAUAAUGCGCCCGAGUUUCCCGAACCCAGCAUCGCGGUGUCGUUCUCGGAGAGCGCGGCCACGGGCACGCGCCUGCUACUGGAUGCCGCCACCGAUUGCGAUAUUGGUGAGAAUAGCGUUACGGAUGAUUAUCGUAUUGUGGAUGGCAAUGUGGAGGACAAAUUUCGUUUGGCCGUCACAACGAACCCGAGUGGCGAUGUAUCGUAUCUGCACUUGGAGACAACGGGCAAUUUGGAUCGUGAAACAUGCGGGUUUUAUCAGCUUAACAUAUCGGCGCGCGAUGGUGGCGAGCCACCAAAAUAUGGUUACCUAAUGGUCAAUGUUACCAUUGUCGAUGUCAACGAUAAUCCACCGAUAUUCGAUCACAGCGAUUACAUUGUUUCGCUAAAUGAGUCCGUACCGCCCGGCACACCUGUAUUGCAGGUGAUGGCCUCCGACAACGAUCUGGGUGAUAAUGCUAAAAUCACUUACUACUUGGCCGACACCGAACAACAGUUUACAGUCGAUCCCGAAACUGGCGUCAUUUCGACCACCGAAUUGCUGAAUUGUCCGCAACAGAAUUGUCAAACUUACGCACGUCCGGGUGCGAGUUGUCCGAAGAGUUGUGUUUUUACGGUAUUCGCGCGCGAUCAUGGCUCACCGCGUCAGGAUGGACGCACUUACGUUACCGUGAAUCUGGUGGACACUAACGAUCACGAUCCGGUCAUACGUUUUCAGUAUUUCCCACCGACCGGCACAUUCGCAACAGUCGAUGAGAAUGCGGCCAACGGCAGCGUCGUUGCGGCCGUCUCUGUGGUCGAUAUGGAUGAGGGACUGAAUGGUGAGACAAGCUUACGCAUUAUCUCUGGCAAUGAGUUGGGCCACUUUCGCUUGGAGAAGACACCGUCGUUUGAUAUUGUGCGCGUUAAUGGUGUGUUGGAUCGUGAGGAAAUUGGCAAGUACAAUUUGACAGUUGUCGCCAUCGAUAAAGGUGCACCGCCGCGCACAGCGACGGGCCAUCUAAUUAUCCAUGUCAACGAUGUCAAUGAUCAUGAGCCGGUAUUUGAGAAGUCUGAGUAUUCGGCAGUGCUGAGUGAAUUGGCACCGCCGGGCACGUACGUGGCCUCCAUUACGGCCACCGAUGAGGAUACCGGUGUUAAUGCUUUGAUUUCGUAUGACUUUGUUUCGGGUAAUAAUAAACAAUGGUUUGCCAUUGAUUCGACGUCCGGUUUGAUAACAACGCAGGCGGCAUUGGAUCGCGAAGUGCAGGACAGCGUCGAGCUAAGCAUUUCUGCACGUGAUGGCGGUCCAAAUCCGAAGUGGGCGUACACACAGCUGAAAGUGACCAUACUGGAUGAAAACGAUGAAGCACCGCAAUUCUCGCAACAACACAUCAACGUUACGCUGAACGAGAAUACGCCGCCGCAGACAUUGGUCGCCAUGCUAACGGCCGCCGAUCACGAUCAGGGCACUAACGGCUCGGUGACAUACACACUGGCGGGUAGUGUGGAGCGCAAGUAUCCACAACAAUUUGCGCUCGAUUCGCUCACUGGCCAAUUAACGACGCGCAGCGUACUUGAUCGUGAGACAAUUGCGCAUUAUGAGAUUUUUGUGAUCGCACGCGAUCAGGGCGCACCACCACAAUCGGCCACGGCUACUGUUUAUCUUAAUGUGGAGGAUGUCAACGACAACAGCCCAGUGUUUUAUCCCAAGAAUUAUUUUUAUGCGUUGCCUGACGAUGCCGGCGACAACCACCACCAGCAACAGCAGCAGCCACUAUUGAAAGUCACUGCCAGCGAUCGUGAUGCGGGCGAUAAUGCCUUAAUUACCUACCAACUGGAGUCAGGUGGCGAUGGGCAUUUCGUCGUCGAUACAUGGAGUGGCGCGAUAACGUUACGCGCCGGCAGCAGCACCGAUAUACGCCAAUCGCCGAAGGCACUUUACAAGUUGAAAAUUUCGGCAAAGGAUCACGGCGAACGUCGCAGCGAGCUAGAUGCAGUGGUGGAGAUUGUGUUGCAAUCCAAAAUGGAGUUGCUCGAGUUCGACUCAUAUGGCAGUUAUGAGUUUCAAAUUGUCGAAGAUCAUGAACAACAAGAGGCCGACACAGGACGUGAGGUGGGUCGCGUUCAGGUGAAGUCACAUGCUGGUAAAGCGACAUUGCCACCCAACAUUGAGUAUACGAUCGUCUACGGCGAUGCGGAUGAGAAUUUUGCAGUGGAUCGGCGCACCGGUCGUAUACGUACAGCGCGCCGCAUUGAUCGUGAAGAGUUGGCGCAGUAUCAGCUCACUGUGGCGGCGCGCACUGGGCUGGCGUAUGGCAAAUGUGUGGUGAGCAUUGCGAUUGCUGAUUUGAACGAUAAUGCGCCGAUCUUUGCACAAGAUCGUGACGGUGAGAUACAGUUGCCGGAGAACGCGGCUGUCGGUCAAGAGGUUUACUUGUCACGCGCACGUGAUCGCGAUUCGGGCAUGAAUAGCCGUGUCACCUACACGCUCACCUACAAUCCCGAGGAGCAGUUUCGCAUUAGCGAAGCAACCGGCGUACUACAAUUGCAACGUCCGGUGCGCGCUGCACCCGGCACCAUGCUGCAUGUAGAGCUGGCGGCCACAGAUGGUGGCACGCCGUCAUUGUCAACGCGACAUAGCAUCGAUGUGCUCAUCGCCGAUGUCAAUGAUCAUACACCUGUGUUCGAUCACACAUCGUACGAAACAUCGCUGAGCGAGUUGACCAAGGUGAAUGCGCGUUUCUUUGCGCUAGCCGCCAGUGAUGCGGAUCUUGGCGCAAACGGUCGCAUCUCCUACGACAUAAUCGAGGGCAAUACAGAGCGGAAGUUCGGCGUCUUUCCCGACGGUUAUUUGUUUGUGCGCGCGCAGCUAGAUCGCGAAGAGCGCGACUAUUACGCGCUAACAGUGGCAUGCCGUGAUGGUGGUAUGCCGGCGCGUUCCUCUGUGGUGCCGGUAAUCAUACAUGUCAUCGAUGAAAACGACAAUGCGCCGCAGUUCACAAAUAGUACCUUCACCUUUAGCAUCGCAGAAAAUGAGCCGGCCGAUUCGUUUGUCGGCAAACUAACGGCGGUGGAUCGUGACAUUGGGCGCAAUGCAGAGCUGAUUUAUGCUUUGGCAACGCAAGAACAAGACUUCAACAUCGAUAUGCGUAAUGGUUUCAUAAAGACGCUGCAUCCAUUCGACCGCGAGGAGCUCGUACAGCGGCGCAGCGGCAUCGGUGUGGGUGGACAAAGCAACGGACAGUCAACGAUUGGCGCUGCAAGCAUAGGCGACGGUAAUAACAAUGGCAAUAACUAUGUGCUUUUGGAAGCUGUCGUUACGGAUAAUGGUGCGCAACGCUUGCACGACAAGGUCAAAGUGAAGAUAAUCAUAACAGAUGUCAAUGACAACGCGCCACAGUUUGUACGCGCUCCUUACCGCGUGCAGAUAUCCGAAGGCGCUGCUGUCGGCACACAAGUAAUGCGCGUCUAUUCGAUCGAUGUGGAUGAGGGCCUGAAUGGUGACGUAUACUACUCGCUUGUCGCGGGCAACGAAGAGGAACGCUUCCUUAUGGAUGAUGCUACAGGGCAGCUCUCAUUAGCGCGUUUGCUAGAUCGCGAGCAGCAGUCGUCGUACAAGCUGAUUGUGGUGGCACGCGAUGCCGGUGUUAAGCUGCAGCUAAGCACCAACACCACAAUCAUAGUUGAGGUGUUGGAUGAAAACGAUGUGGAGCCACAGUUUGCGCAGACAGCGAGUGAGGUGUCUGUGCUGGAGACGAGUAGCAUCGGUACGGAAUUGAUGCGCUUCCAUGCCACGGACUCCGACUUGGGCGUAAACAGUCAGGUGACCUAUAGCAUCACGGCCGGCAAUCGCAAGGACACUUUCCAUAUCGAUGCCAUUUCCGGUAGCCUUUACUUGCACAAACCGCUUGAUUAUGAGGAGACUACCGUUUAUCAUCUAAAUAUAACCGCUGCUGAUGGUGGUACACCACGCCUGGCGCACACAAUUGUCUUCACCGUGAAUGUGGUGGAUGAAAAUGAUAAUCCGCCAAGUUUUCCAAAUACAGCCAUUGUGCGCCAAAUCAAGGAGGGUAUUGCCGUUAAGACUCCCAUUGUUACGGUAACUGCCGAGGAUCCAGAUUCCGGUUUGAAUGGCAAGGUUACAUAUUCGAUCACUAAGCAGGACCCUGAACAGACGGGUGGUCGUCACUUUGGCAUUAACACUGUGACCGGUGUCAUACACACACUACGUGAAAUCGAUCGCGAAAGCAUCGACACUUUCCGUUUGACUGUUGUCGCCACCGAUCAAGCUGAAUCACCGGAACCCCAACUAUCUGCUGAGAAGCUUGUGACCGUCAUCGUAGAGGAUAUCAAUGAUAACGCGCCCAAUUUCGUAUCCAUGAAUGCGGCCAUCCUGCCAAUGCAGUCAGCCUCGGCCCAAAGCCAUUACUAUCGUGACGGCCUGCCGGUGAUGCAUGUGCAUGCACGCGAUGCCGAUUCAUCCAGCAAUGGUUUGGUCACCUACGAAAUGGUUAGCGGUAAUAUGGAACUCUUCAAGCUACAUCGCAAUACGGGCGCGAUAACGCUACGUAAAGUCAUCGAUCAGCCGGAGGUGCGCUAUCAGUUGGCCUUGAAGGCGACCGACGAAGCGGUGCAGAGCGAACGUAAGAGCACCGAUGCGUAUAUAACGAUCAUAACGACGGGCACGGCGUCGGGUCCCACGUUCGAUCAACGCGAACAAAGCGGUUCGGUAUACGAAAAUGAACCGACCGGUACCAGCAUAUUGACUGUGAACGCACGCCUAGAUGGCGCCGAAAUCGAGUAUUACGUGACUAAUGUAACGGCAAUCGGUGCUGGUGCGCGUUCGGGUGCGGUGAAACAAGUCGAUCGGCUCUUCGAUAUUGAUACAAAACUAGGUAUAUUAUCAACGGCAAAGGAGUUGGAUCGCGAAGCCGGACCGGACACCUAUGAAGUGGAAGUGUAUGCGAUCGCAUUGGGCGGAGUGCCACGCACAACAAAUACUAAGGUCAGCGUCCGCGUGUUGGACAAGAACGAUAGCCCGCCUGUGUUUCGUGACACGCCGCUCUCUUUCAAUGUCAGCGAAGACUUGGGCGCUGGUCAUCAUAUCGCGACCAUACGCGCCUCAGAUCCCGAUACGUUGGGCUCGCUCACCUUUAGCCUGAUUGGCGGUGAUGACGAAAAGUUUCUAUUGGAAUCUGAGACCGGGCGGCUGUACUUGAAAGAUGCGCUCGAUCGUGAGUUGAAGGAUAAAUAUGUGCUGCAGUUGCGUGUAGCGGAUGGUGUGCAAAGUACUGAUACGACAGCGGACAUUUUGGUGCAACAUUAUAUACUUGUGGUGCAGGCACAAGAUAAUGGACAUCCCAGUCUCUCCACCACAUUGACUGUGUAUUGCAAUGUGUUGGAUUUGAAUGAUAAUGCGCCCAUAUUUGAUCCGAUGAGCUACUCGAAUGAGAUCUAUGAAAAUAUAUCGAUUGGCACACCGAUUGUAACGGUUACUGCGACAGAUAUUGACUCAGGCGAUAACGGGCGCAUCGAGUACGCGAUUACGUCGGGCGAUGAUAAUAACGACUUUGAAAUUGCUGCCAACGGUACGAUACGUACGCGYCGUGAACUUGAUCGCGAAACGAAAAGUUCAUACAAUUUAAUUGUAACCGCAAGAGAUUGCGCUCAAGAAUUUCCAACAACAACAAGCACAACAAUAAAUGCAUACAWCGACGGCGCCUUCAUGCAGCAGCCUCAACAUCAGCAUCACCAGCAACAACAGCAGCGUCGUCAACGGCAACACCGUCAGCAACAAUAUGUGGAGCAACAACCGCAACAGCGUCUAUCAUCAACAGUACAGGUCACAAUAGUUUUGAAGGAUGUCAACGACGAAGCACCGAGUUUCACUUCGAGCAAUGAAACCAGUGUGCUCGAAAAUAUCGCACCCAACACUGUGGUCAUGGUCGUUAAGGCCAUCGAUCGCGACGAAGGACGCAACGGUUAUAUCGAAUAUUUGCUCGACGGCAAAAAGUCCGCAGUCACAAACCACGAUUAUGACGAUGAAAAUAAUAUACCUUUCACGUUAGGCGCUGUAGAUGGGCUACUACGCGUCGCCGGACGCUUGGAUCGUGAACUGCGCGCCAGUUACUUGCUCAACGUGACCGCACGAGAUCGCGGCGAACCACCACAAGCCACGCAUAUGCAGAUCACCGUGCGCAUACUGGACGAAAACGACAACAGUCCCGUCUUCGAUCCCAAACAGUACUCGGCAUCGGUGCCGGAGAAUGCCAGCAUUGGCGCAAUGGUAUUGCAAGUCGCCGCAACCGAUAUAGAUGAGGGCGCCAACGGACGUGUACGCUUCUCUAUCGCUGCCGGCGAUGAUAACCGCGACUUUAGCAUCAGCGAAGACUCAGGUGCUGUGCGCGUCGCCAAGAAUUUGAAUUAUGAGCGUAAAUCGCGUUAUGUGCUGACGGUGCGCGCCGAAGAUUGUGCCGCCGAUGUCGUCGCUGCAGCCGCACAGCUGCAGUUAGGCGGCAAAGUUGGAACUGCGAGUGGCGCGAAUAUGGUGGUUGGCGGCAGUGGUGGUGUUAUUGGCGGCGCGGGUGGUGGUGGUGUAGYAGUCGCUGGUGCGGCUAAGCAUGGUGUGGAGCAACGUGAGACACGCUACGACACGGCCGAACUGACGAUCAUCAUCAUGGACAUCAAUGACAAUCCGCCCACAUUCCUGCACUCCCCCUACCUGGCGUAUGUUAUGGAGAAUGUUAUACCGCCUAAUGGCGGCUAUGUGCUGACAGUGGAGGCCUACGAUGCUGAUACGCCGCCUUUUAACUCGCAAGUGCGCUACUUUCUGAAAGAGGGCGAUACAGAUCUAUUUCGCAUAAAUGCAUCGACAGGCGAAAUAUCAUUGCUGCGGGCGCUCGAUCGUGAGGCAAAGGCUGAGUACACGCUAACGCUGGUCGCCAUGGAUACAGGUUCGCCACCGCUAACCGGCACCGGCAUAGUGCGCGUCAUUGUGCAAGACAUGAAUGAUCACAGUCCGGAGUUUGCGCGUCCCUACUAUUUGGCCAGCGUGCGGGAGAACUUGCCCGCCGGCACGAAGGUAUUGCAACCCGUGGCUACGGAUAAAGAUAGCGGCGCUAAUGCGAAACUGCGCUUCACGCUGCUGGGCGAGCACAUCGACAGAUUCCAAAUCAAUUCGGAAACGGGCGAGAUCACAACGGCCACCAUGCUGGAUCGCGAGGAGACUGCUGUCUAUUAUCUGACGCUGAUGGCGCAAGACAGUUCGGCCACAGAGCCACGUGCCAGCGCAGUCAAUCUGACCAUCACGGUGCUAGAUGUCAACGACAAUACGCCCAACUUUAAUGCGGCCAGUUUCAAUGUGAAUGUACCGGAUCGCAUAAAGGCUGGCGAGUUUGUGUUUGGCGCAAGAGCCACAGAUUUGGAUGAUGGCGUCAAUGCGCUUAUAACCUACAAUAUAAGUGGCAAGGAUAUCGAUAAGUUCAGCAUUGAUACGCAGAGUGGCGUGAUUAAGGCGAAGAUGCCGUUGGGUGCGCGUGAAAAUACGAGCUUCGACACGAUCUACAGCAUAGUUUUGCAUGCCAUGGAUCAGGGUACUGAGUCGAGAUCAUCCAGUGCGGAUCUCACUGUAUUGAUACGGCCGGGCAUGCUCUUUCCCGUAUUCGCAACCAUCUCCACGAAACAAUUCAUGUUGUCGGAGGAUGUGCGUGAAGGCAAGGUUAUUACCACUAUCAACGCCGAGUCGCCGAAGAAGACUGCUGCGGGUAAUAUUAAGUAUGCCAUUGCUGGUGGUAAUAUUGGUAAAGCGGUACAUGUUGAUGCGAAUACGGGCGUCGUGACAAUCGGUAAAGACGGCUUGGAUUAUGAAAUUGCGCAUACUUAUGAGAUAUGGGUGGAAGCCUCGGACUCGGAUCAACCGCGAUUGCGCAGCGUUAUGUUGUUGACCAUCAAUGUCACCGAUGCCAAUGAUAAUGCGCCUGUUAUGGAUAAGAUGACCUAUUACGCGGAGAUACUAGAAGAAGAACCGCCGCCACAAUUUAUUGUCAAAGUACACGGCACCGACCGCGAUUCGGGUGAUAAUGGUGAACUGUCCUAUCGGCUUGCUGACGACUUUGAGGGCACAUUCGAGAUUGACUCCGAUUCGGGUGAAAUUUAUACCACAAUGCGCUUAGAUCGCGAAGAGAUUAGCGCGUAUGAGCUAUUGGUGGAAGCAGUGGAUCAAGGUAUGCCACAACUUACCGGCACGGCGACAGUACAAAUUACGCUCUUGGAUAAAAAUGAUAAUCCACCAAAGUUUACACGUCUCUUUUCCGUUAAUGUAACGGAGAAUGCAAAUAUUGGCAGCUUCGUAAUACAAGUGACCUCAUCGGACUUGGAUAUUGGCGUAAAUGCAAAUGCUACUUACAGCUUUACUGAGAACCCGGGUGAGAAAUUUAAGAUCGACGCCAUCAGUGGUAAUGUUACGGUCGCCGGCUAUUUGGAUCGUGAACAGCAAGACGAGUAUCUGCUGAAAAUCGUCGCCUCUGAUGGUGCUUGGCGCUCAGAAACUCCCAUCACUAUCACGGUACAGGAUCAAAAUGAUAAUGCACCGGAGUUCGAGCAUAGCUAUUACAGUUUCAACUUCCCCGAACUACAACGCGCUGUUACGUUUGUUGGACAAGUAAUUGCCACGGAUCGUGAUAAGCAAGGACCGAAUUCACUCAUCUCAUAUUCACUGCAACAGCCAUCCGACUUAUUCACCAUCGAUCCGGCCACAGGUGAGAUCUUAAGUAAACGUAGCAUGAAGUACAAGCAUUCGCAACUUGAAACCUCACCGGAAAAUAUGUACACGAUGAUCGUGUUGGCCACAGACAAUGGCAAGCCACCGCUAAACUCGGAAUGUUUAGUUAACAUAAAUAUCGUUGACGCCAAUAAUAAUCCACCAAAGUUUGAAAAGGCUACUUACCUAGCACCCGUGCCCGAGCAAGCAAUGAGUGGUCUGCGUCUAAUCAAGGUACAUGCAGUGGAUGCGCUCGACUACGGCGUAAAUGCCGAAAUCGAUUACACACUGGUGAAGAGUAAUGCCUCCGAUUAUUUCGCGGUUAGCAAGCACGACGGUUGGAUUUCUGUAACGAAGCCACUUAAUGUUAAGGCGAAUACUGUGUUCUUGAUCACAGUACGCGCCACUGAUCGUGGCGUGCCACCGUUAGCGGACGAAACGCGUGUCACAAUAAUUAUGACUGGUGAAAACAAACAUGCACCGAAGAUCAACGCGCUGAGUCAUCAAGUUAUAGUGCCCGAAAAUGAACCAAUUGGCUCCACCAUACUAACUGUUACUGCCUCCGAUAAGGACGACGGACCUAAUGGCAUGUUGACAUAUUACUUUUCAGGCGGCAAUGAACGCCAAGAGUUUAAUAUGAACAAGGACACCGGCGCUGUGACCAUACUAAAACCAUUAGAUUACGAUUUCAUACAAGAGUAUUAUUUGAAUAUUACAGUGGAGGACUUGGGUUUCAAGCCCAAGAGGGCGGUUGCUAUGCUAACAGUUAUAGUAACGGAUAUCAAUGACAAUCCACCAUUGUUUAAUCAGUCGGAAUAUCACGCUUUCAUACCGGAAAAUCGCGCACCAAAUACAUUCGUGUUCAAGGCACACGCCACCGAUAAGGACUCACCCAAGAAUGCCAUCAUACGUUACACGAUCACCAGCGGUACGGGUAAAAACCUAUUCAAGAUUAAUUCGAGCACUGGCGAGAUAGUCUCCACGGUAUCAUUUGAUUAUGAGGAGCGACGCGAUUACAAUCUGCAGAUAAUGGCUGCUAAUCCCGAUUCGCCGAUGCACAGCACCGCUAUGGUGAUCGUGCAUAUUACGGGCAUUAACGAGUAUUACCCACAGUUUGUGCAACCAGUCUUCCACUUCGAUGUAUCCGAGUCGGCCGAGGUCGGUACCUCCGUUGGCUCCAUACAGGCGACAGACAAAGAUGCUGGCGAAGAUGGUAAAAUCUAUUACCUUUUGGUUGGUUCAAGCAAUGAUAAAGGCUUCUCUAUCAAUGCCAUGACCGGCAUUAUGUAUGUAUCACGUCAUCUAGAUCGCGAGACUCAAAAUCGUGUUGUACUUACCGUUAUGGCAAAGAAUUACGGUGGUAUACGUGGUAAUGACACUGACGAGGCGCAAGUCAUCAUAUCAAUACAGGAUGGCAAUGAUCCACCGGAGUUCUUGAAAUCACUAUACACAACACGUAUAUCGGAGGCUGCACCUGUGGGCACCAAGGUCACCAGCGUCAAAGCCGUCGACAAAGAUGUACGCCUACAAAAUAAUCAAUUCAGCUACUCCAUAAUCAAUGGAAAUUUAAACCAAACAUUCAAGGUUGAUCCACAAAGUGGUGAUAUUGAGACGGCGCGUGUUUUAGAUCGUGAAACUGUGCCGAUCUUCAAUUUGGUUGUGGGCGCAAUCGAUACCGGUGUGCCACCACAAACUGGCACAACAACAGUUAAAAUCGAACUAGAGGAUAUAAACGAUAACGGUCCAACCUUUGCAACCAAUGGUCUAAUUGGUUACAUAUCGGAAAAUGAGCCAGCCGGCACCUCAAUUAUGACAUUAUCCGCAAGUGAUCCGGAUCUGCCACCGAACGGUGGACCCUUCACUUACUAUCUCGUCGGUGGUAAGCAUAAAUCAUUCCUGGCCAUCGACAAACACUCGGGUCUGGUAAGGUCCACAAAGAGUUAUGACCGCGAAGUUACACCAACGCUAGAAGCUGCGAUAGAGGUUGAAGAUAAUGGUGAACCAAAGCAGCGCGCACAACACGUGCUUACAGUUAAAGUACUCGACCAGAAUGACAGUCCGUCCACGCCACGUAUGGUACACGUGCUGCUCAACACAUACAACAAUGCAAUUGCCAUCGGUAAAAUAGCGGAUGUGCAUCCUAAUGAUCCAGAUGUAACUGGCGAUUACAGAUGCAAGAUUUUGGCGAAUGCACAAUCGAGUCCAUUAGGCAUACUUACCAUACCAAGUGCUUGUGACUUGUACACCACACAGAAGACCGCCGUCAACGGUUAUUCAUACACCAUAUCCGGUAAUGAUGGUAAACAUAACGACGUAGUGUCGACGGUCACUGUAGGCUUCCAAAACUUUGACAGUGCUGCCGUAGCGCAAUCCGUUACUAUAUUGGUCCGUGAAAUGAUGGCUGAAUUCUUCCUAGCCACACACUAUCGCAAUUUUGUGGAACUAAUCAAAUCAGCUUUGGACACUGGUGAUGAGCUCAUAUUGUAUAGCAUGCGCAAUACAGGCGAUGAAGACGGCGACUUGGAGCUCAUACUAGCAGUACGUAGCUCGAACCUAGCUUAUCGUACACCGCGCUAUAUACUGGAACGUGUGAGUAAGAAACGUGAUUCGAUUGAACGUUUGUUGCAAGCAAACGGUGGCGUAAUUAUCGGCUACAGUCCAUGCACUUCGGCUGCCAGCAAUGCUUGUGAAAAUGGUGGCAUGUGCUCGGCAGAGAUUCAAGUGCACGACACGCACUCAUUGAACAUAAUAGAUAGUCCGUCGUUGAUUUUCAGUGGCCCACGCGUUUCGCACGAUUACAGCUGCAAAUGUCCCGACGGCUACACCGGACAGCAGUGCGACAAGCAACAGGAUCCAUGCUCGCCUAAUCCCUGCGAAGCGAAUGCGCAAUGUCGUCGCAUUGCCUAUGACUUUCAGUGUAUUUGUCCGCCAAACCGUGACGGUAAAAACUGCCAACUACACCGUGGUGACGUAUGUACGAGCAAUCCGUGCCGUAACGGCGGUUCCUGCAUGCACAGUCCAGACGGCGCAUCCUUCUUUUGCCUCUGUCGGCCGGGUUAUCGCGGAAAUCAAUGCGAACAUGUGUCCGACUCGUGCCGCCCAAAUCCCUGCUUGCAUGGCGGACAAUGCGUCAGCUUAAAACCGGGUUACAAGUGCAGUUGCGUUGAUGGUCGUUAUGGACGGCAUUGUGAGCGCGCAACCUUCGGUUUUCAGGAACUCUCUUACAUGUCGUUUCCAGCUUUGGAUGCCGCUACUAAUGACAUUUCAAUCAUAUUCGCUACAACGAAACCGGACGGUUUAUUGCUCUAUAAUUACGGCAUGCAAACGGGUGGACGUUCCGACUUCGUGGCGAUAGAGAUUGUGAAAGGAAAGGCUUUCUUUUCGUUUGGUGGCACGCGUACUGCAAUAACAACGGUGGUUGUGGGUGUCAAUAGCAUGGAAAGUUUGGCUGAUGGCAAGUGGCAUAAGGUCACAGCUACACGCAAUGGACGUGUCAUGUCAUUAAGUGUGGCUAAGUGCUCGGAAAAUGGUGAUGCAUGCGAGGAAUGCCGACCUGGCGAUGCCAGCUGCUAUGCUCAGGAUGUAGGACCUAUUGGUACCUUGAACUUCAACAAGCAACCCCUACUUAUUGGUGGUCUUGCAACGGCGGACCCAGUUCUAGAUCGUCCGGGUCAGAUACAUUCAGAUGAUCUGGUUGGGUGCGUGCACAGCGUAUCCGUGAACGGGCGACCAUUGAACAUGAGUAAUCCGCUAAAACAGCGUGACGUGCUGCCCACCUGCAAUCGCAACACCAAUGGCGGUCCAUGUCAGCAAAGUGCGCCUAACGAUCCGGCGUUAUCGCUCUGUGGAGAUUUUGGUACCUGCAUGGACCGCUGGCAUACAGCGAUGUGCCAAUGUGGCGCCAGUUUGCUUUCACCCGAUUGCUUCAGCUCCUUGGAACCGAUUACGGUUACGAAUGGCGCCUUCGUGGAAUUCAAAAUAUCGGAAAAGCACCGACGCAUGCAGCUGUUGGACAAUUUGUAUGCCGCCAGUAAUAUAUGGUCAUAUGAUGUCGCACGUCGCAGAAGAUUUACCGUAAAUAGUGACAAUAUCACUGCAUUGGCGCAAGUUAUGGAUUUACCAAAAACCGUUAGCAUUAUCUUUCGCACCUACAAAGAAGACGGUUUGCUGCUCUUUGCCGCAACCAACAAACAGUACACCGCAGUUGAGCUGAAAGCCGGCAAGUUAGUCUACUAUUCCAAGCAGAACAGCGUCGUGAAUAUGACCAUACAGAAGCCGGACAAACUGAAUGACGGCAAAUGGCAUAAUCUUACCUUGUACACAUCGAACCGUGUGCUACGUUUGCUUAUUGAUGGUAAUAAAGUUGGUGACGAACUCGAUUCGGCUGGCGUGCACGACUUUCUCGAUCCAUAUUUAACGGUGCUAUCUAUAGCUGGCGUGCGACGCGAACAUUAUCCACAGGAUAACGCACCGAACAGCUACGAGGGUUGCAUUGCCAACUUUACCAUCAAUAAUGAAGUCCAACCGUUUAACGGCUCGGGAAGCGUUUUCAGCGAUGUACUGAUACGCGGCAAAGUUGCGCUCGGCUGUAGCGGUGAUUUGGGCAUUGGUGCGGCGCAAGCCUCCGAUCCCGUCAGCAUAGGCAUCACACUGGUCAUUGUCUUCUUUGUGAUACUCGUUGUAGCCAUUUUGGGUUCCUAUGUAAUUUACCGUUUCCGUGGCAAGCAGGAGAAGAUCGGCAGUCUAAGUUGUGGCGUGCCCGGUUUUAAAUUGAAACAUAGCGGUGGAGCUGCAGCAUCCCAGAAUCAAGCAGACCAUGUUUUGUCCCGCGGCAGGGGUGUGCAUGCCGGCGAUGGUCCAGUCAGCUAUCAUGUAGACAGUGGUGACUUGAUACGCGGUGUCGGCGGCCAUCAUAUGGUCGGACCCGAAUUGAUUUCGAAGAAGUUUAAGGAACGUGAAAUCAACUCUAAUGAACAUCAACAACAGCGACCACAACGCCCGGAUAUAAUCGAAAGAGAGGUGGUUAGCAAGAGUCCGCCAUUACGAGAUGAACAUCACCCACCGAUACCGCCGCCCAGUCAAGCGCAUCAUCCCCACGAUCAUACCAGUUCGGUUGAUCUGGGUUCAGAGUAUCCAGAACAUUAUGACUUGGAGAACGCCAGUUCAAUAGCGCCAUCUGACAUUGACAUCGUCUAUCAUUAUAAGGGUUAUCGUGAGGCUGGUGGCGUACGCAAAUACAAAGCUACACCGGCGCCAGUCGCAUCCUACACACAUCACAAACACCAAGCCACGGCCGCUCAACAACAGCACCGGCACUCACCACGUCACGGCAUCGGUGUUGGUGGACCAUUCGUACCACGUGUGCCGCCACAAACUAGUCAACCACCACCACCCUCAAGUACACCACGUCCACAUCAAAGUACGCCAUUGGCGCGACUCUCACCCAGCUCCGAAUUGAGUUCACAGCAGCCGCGCAUAUUAACACUGCAUGACAUCUCCGGUAAACCGUUGCAAAGCGCACUGCUCGCAACCACCUCCAGUUCGGGCGGUGUCGGCAAGGAUGCGCUACACAGCAAUAGCGAACGUAGUCUAAAUAGUCCAGUUAUGUCACAACUAUCCGGGCAGAGUUCCAGCGCAAGUCGACAAAAGCCCGGAGUUUCAACGCAGUCACCAGCACAGGCGCCCAUCGGCCUCACCGCCGAAGAGAUCGAACGUUUAAAUGUCAGACCGCGCACAUCGAGUUUAGUUUCAACACUGGACGCUGUCUCAUCCAGUAGCGAAGCACCACGUGUGCCAGGCGGUGCUCAUCAUAUAGCGCUCGGCGGUGGUCUACACAAUGCCGAUGUUGAUGCGCAUAGCUCUUCAUCAACGGAUGAGAGUGGCAACGAUAGUUUCACAUGUUCGGAAAUCGAAUAUGACAACAACAGUCUGAAUGGGGAUGCAAAAUAUCCAACAAACAAAACAGUGCCCGACGAUCGUCCCGAUCGCAGCGCUGGCGGUCGUGCAAUGAGCGGUGAUGGCGUAGGUCCGAGCAUGGGUAAAGUACCGCCGAUGCCGCCACAUUCAUACGACGGCUUCGAUUCGUCCUUUCGUGGCUCACUCAGCACUCUAGUCGCCAGCGAUGAUGACAUCUCAACACGCAUGGGCGGUAUUUAUCGACAACUCAAUGGACCGGGCUCACCAUCGCAACCGAGUCUGGGCUGGAACUAUCUGCUCAACUGGGGACCGAAUUUCGAAAGUUUAAUGGGUGUUAUUAAAGACAUUACAGAGCUGCCGGAUGCGGUGGGCGAGCAACAACAGUUACAGUCGACACUAUGCAUGCCGGGUAAUACGCAAAAGAACUCCGAAGAAUAUGUAUAGGGAGCCUAGCAUAGUUUAAGGAUAUAAAGUUUCCUGUCAGCACAAAGCGUAGUGAGGGAAAAGCUAAAUACGUGAUUUAGUGUAUUUAUGUAGUUUUAACCGUUUUAGCCUUUUAUUUGUUUAGUUUACUUUUAGUACUUCUGCCAGCUGCCAUUCACUAGCAUUUUCAGAAGAACGCUGACACUUAUAUUUAGGUCUGACUGCUGUAUGCCAUGUCUGUAUAAGCGAAACUUAUAAAUAUUAAGAUUUGCAACGAACACUAAAAUUAAAUUAAAAUUAUUUAAACAAGUUUAGCGUCUUCCAAUAGAUCCAUAGCACAUAUUAUAACAAGUGGAGUCUCUACUUGGCAUUAAUCUGAGUCUUUAAUCAAGCUUAAUGUACAGCAAUUAUUUAUAAAUUAUUUUUUAAAUAUUCAUUCUUUACUCCUACUGCCAAAUAUUCGUGCGAAUCAUCAUCUGUACACAUCACAUUUAUUGCCUCAGUUAGUUAGCAGUUAGUUUAAGCAAUUCAUUCGAACCACACACACACAUACACACACAGUGCUAGUUUGUACGUAAUUUCCUUA